Molecule: messenger RNA, 1518 nt
Organism: Girardinichthys multiradiatus
Lineage: Eukaryota; Metazoa; Chordata; Actinopteri; Cyprinodontiformes; Goodeidae
Product: parapinopsin-like
Exons: 4
Coding region: 342-1406 (354 amino acids)
Biological process (GO): G protein-coupled receptor signaling pathway; visual perception
Cellular component (GO): membrane; photoreceptor outer segment
Molecular function (GO): G protein-coupled receptor activity
Source: RefSeq, a predicted model, not a curated record
UGAAUAUUUGUUCAGCAGCACUCAAUUAUUUUACUGUACGUAUUGGUUCAUAUACAUCAGAAGCUUUUAAGUUUUCAGGAAAAUAAAUGUUGAUGGCUGAGUGCUGUUUAUCAGGCUCAACAUUCCAAUUCCAAUUACAGCCCCGGGUUGAGUAGGUUUAAACCAUGCAAAUCUUGUUAAGAGCCAAUUUCCCAUAUUGCUUUUUUUUUUUGGCUUUCUCAAUCAGACAGGUGCACGAUCUGAGCUCUCUAAUGAAACCAAAAGCCAGCAGGAAUCAGAAAUGACAAACAACUUACAAUCUGCAGGAUCACUUUAGGGCCUGACAGAAACAUUUGAACAGCAUGGAGAGAAACAGCACUCCACUUACAUCCAUCCCCUCAGAGAUGAUGGUGACUGAUGCACCUAUUUUUCCAGCGGUGGGCUACAGUAUUCUUUCCUUUUUGAUGUUCAUCAACACAGUGUUUUCAGUUUUUAACAAUGGACUGGUGAUAAUUGUGAUGUUGAGAAACAUGUCUCUUCUCCAGCCCAUGAACAUUUUGAUCCUCAGCCUGGCGGUUUCUGACCUUAUGAUCGCCCUGUGCGGCUCGCUGGUGGCCACCAUCACAAACUACCGGCGCUCCUUCUUUAUCGGCCACACAGCCUGCGUUUUUCAGGGAUUUUCUGUGAAUUACUUUGGUCUGGUGUCACUCUGCACUCUAACACUUCUCGCCUUUGAGCGUUACAAUGUAGUGUGCCACCCAAAAGAUGCAUCUGGGGUGAGCAUGCGGAGAAGCAAGCAGGGCCUGCUGUUUGUCUGGAUCUUCUGUUUGUUUUGGGCUGUUACUCCAUUAUUUGGCUGGAGCUCCUACAGUCCCGAAGGGGUCCAGACGUCUUGCUCUCUGGCGUGGGAAGAGAGGUCGUGGAGCAACUACAGCUAUCUCAUUCUGUACACACUACUCUGUUUCAUCAUUCCUGUUGCAAUCAUCAUCUACUGCUACUUCCAUGUGCUGAAAACCCUGAGAAAGUUGAACAGGAGCCUUGAGCUGCAAGGCGGCCGUUCCAGGAAGAGUGAGAAUGAUCACGCCAUCAGCAUGGUCGUGGCAAUGAUUAUAACCUUCUUUGUAUGCUGGCUUCCCUACACGGCCUUGUCAGUGGUGGUAGUGGUGAAUCCAGAGCUGCACAUCCCUCCACUAGUUGCAACUCUGCCGAUGUACUUUGCAAAGACCAGCCCUGUCUACAAUCCCAUCAUCUACUUCUUUUCCAACAAAAAGUUUCGUGACUGUGCUCUGGAGGUGUUGUCGUGUGGGCAGUACGUCCCCAGAGGGCCCACCAGCGUCAGCAUCCCUCUGUACUCCUUGAAUGUGGGGAGCUGUCUGUCUUCCAUAAGCAGGAGUGCCAGCAUGCACAGCAAGGUGUUGCCUCUGUGACUUUUCACCAGCCAAAACAAACAGGGUGCUGUUGUUGACAGCAGUUGUCGGUGCCUCGUCAUAGACACAGAGCUCAGAAUGGAGAGGGAAAAUUACUGGUAGCAUUAGCACA